AAACUCUAUGAUAAGGUAUGUUUUCAGGGAAAACAUUUCAACGGAAAAUUGCACAAAGUAGGGGAUGAUGCCCAUGAUUGGAAAGGGUUAUAAGGGAAAACAUUUUCCACGGAAAAUUGCACGGCGGAACCUGCGCCGUCACAGUUUUGCGGUGCUCGGAGCAGCCAAUCCCGGCGGAUAAUAUUAUCUCUAUUUCGCCGGAAAAUAUCUGCCAACGAAAAAUCUUUUCUCCCGCCAUGCGAACACUCUCUAUCCUCUCCCCGCUCUCCUUCUCAUUCUCCGUCUCCUCUCCCUUCAGACUCCCUCCCUCCUCCUCUCCCUACCUACGUUUUGGCCUCCGCAAGUUGCUUCGCCGGCCGCCGAUUGCUCCCCCUCCUUCUCCGUUCAUAGUCGCCUACAGGUCCCCGGCCUCUCGCCUCCCCGAGGACUCCCAGCUCCCCGACGCCGACGAGGACGAAUACGAGGACGAGGAUGAGGACUUGGCCGCGGAUGAGUACGACGACGAAGACAUCUCCGGCGACCUCUCGGACGACGGAGCUGAGCCAAGCGAUGAUGAAGCCGAGAUGUCGGUGGAAUCGGAGGUCAGGGCCGGUGGGCGCGCUGUGUUGGAGAAGUCGAAGGUCCAGAGAGUCGAGAAGCUCUGCAGCGAAGUCAGAGAGUUCGGAGCUGAGCUCAUCGAUGUGGAUGAGCUUGCUUCGAUCUACGACUUUCGCAUUGACAAAUUUCAGCGAUUGGCAAUCGAAGCAUUUCUCAGAGGCUCCUCCGUUGUGGUUUCUGCGCCCACGAGCAGCGGAAAGACUCUGAUUGCAGAAGCCGCAGCAGUCGCCACCGUAGCCAGAGGAAGACGGUUGUUCUAUACAACUCCACUUAAGGCACUAUCUAAUCAGAAAUUUCGCGAACUUCGGGAAACUUUUGGAGAUAAGUACGUUGGCCUUCUAACUGGGGAUAGUGCCGUCAACAAGGAUGCUCAAGUUGUUGUAAUGACAACCGAAAUAUUGCGGAAUAUGCUUUACCAGAGUGUUGGAAUGGCUUCUACGGGAAGCGGACUUUUUCAUGUUGAUGCAAUUGUGUUGGAUGAAGUUCACUAUCUAAGUGAUAUUUCUCGUGGAACAGUGUGGGAAGAAAUUGUUAUUUAUUGCCCAAAAGAAGUCCAACUUAUAUGUUUAUCGGCAACAGUUGCAAAUCCAGACGAGCUAGCUGGUUGGAUUGGCCAGAUUCAUAAUAAAACGGAGCUGGUUACCUCAUCAAAGCGUCCAGUGCCAUUGACUUGGCAUUUUUCAACAAAGAGUUCAUUAUUACCCCUUCUUGAUGAAAAAGGAAAACGCAUGAAUAGGAAGCUGUCUCUCAAUUAUCAACAACUUUAUGCUUCGGACUAUAAAUUGCACAAGGAAGACAAGACCAAAAGAAGAAAUUCUAGAAAACGUGGCAGUGCAACGAGCAUUUCUGACAUUGAUGGCAUGUCUGAACAGCCUCUCUCAAAGAACGAUAUAAAUACAAUUCGCCGUUCACAAGUUCCUCUGAUUGUUGACACAUUAAAGCAAAUUGAGGGAAAGGAUAUGCUUCCAGCCAUUUGGUUCAUCUUUAGCCGAAGAGGCUGUGAUGCAGCUGUCCAGUAUCUUGAAGGAUGCAACCUCCUCGAUAGUUGUGAGAUGAGUGAAGUUGAACUUGCCCUUAAGCGGUUCUGCAUUCUAUAUCCUGAUGCUGUCAGGGAAUCUGCCCUCAAAGGACUCAUGAAAGGUGUCGCUGCUCAUCAUGCUGGCUGUCUUCCUCUUUGGAAGUCAUUCAUUGAAGAGCUAUUCCAAAGAGGGCUCGUAAAAGUUGUCUUUGCCACUGAAACACUUGCCGCAGGAAUAAAUAUGCCUGCUAGAACAGCUGUAAUCUCAUCCCUAAGCAAGAGGAGCAGCACCGGACGUAUUCAACUAACUUCGAAUGAACUGCUUCAGAUGGCUGGACGAGCUGGUCGUAGAGGCAUUGAUGAUAGGGGUCAUGUAGUUCUUGUCCCAACCUCUUAUGAAGGUGCCGAAGAGUGCUGUAAGCUCCUUUUUGCGGGAGUAGAACCUCUUGUCUCGCAGUUCACAGCCUCGUACGGGAUGGUGCUCAAUUUAUUGGCAGGUGCAAAACUCACCAGCCCACCUGACGAAUCAGAUAAUGAUGUUAAGGCUCAUAGAGCUGGGCGAACCCUGGAGGAAGCUAGGAAGUUAGUGGAGCAGAGCUUUGGGAACUAUGUUAGUAGCAACGUUAUGCUUGCUGCAAAGGAUGAGCUCUCAAAGAUACAGCAAGAGAUUGAGGUACUGACUUCUGAAGUUACUGACGAAGCUAUCGACAAGAAGGCUAGGAAGCUCAUGUCUGCUGCAGCUUACAAGGAGAUUGCAGAGCUUCAGGAAGACCUAAGGGCUGAGAAACGCCGAAGGAGUGAAUUGCGAACAGUGAUGGAGCUGAAGAGAAUGUUUGCCCUGAAACCUCUGUUGAAGGAGUUAGAGAAUGGUCAGUUGCCCUUUCUUUGUUUGCAGUAUAAGGAUACUGAAGGAGUUGUCCACUCGAUCCCUGCUGUUUAUUUGGGAAAAGUCGAUUCACUUGACAGUACUAAACUUAAGAGCAUGGUUUUGGGCGACGAGGCUUUUGAGUUAAAUAGAGUUUCUGAGUCGAGUGAUGGCGUGGAGCUUUCUUAUUAUGUGGCCCUCGGUUCAGAUAACUCAUGGUAUUUAUUUACCGAGAAGUGGAUUAGAACUGUCUACAGGACCGGCCUUCCUAAUGUGGCUUUGGCUCAAGGGGACGCUUUGCCUCGGGAAAUCAUGAUGACCUUACUCGAGAAGAACAGUGUCCAAUGGGAGAAGCUCUCCGAUAGCGACUUUGGUGGUUUAUGGUGUCAAGAAGGAUCUCUAGAGACAUGGUCUUGGAGCCUGAACGUGCCUGUCCUCAACAGCCUCUCAGAGAAGGAUGAAGCUCUCCACAUGUCGCUGGAGUUCAAUGAAGCAGUGGAACAUUACAAGGAACAGAGGAACAGAGUCUCCCGCCUGAAGAAGAAGAUCUCCCGCACAGAGGGCUUCAGAGAGUAUCAGAAAGUCGUGGAUGCUACCAAGUUCACUGAGGAGAAGAUUAAACGGUUGAGGGCUCGGUCUAAGCGAUUGGUCAAUCGUAUCGAACAAAUUGAACCGUCAGGCUGGAAAGAGUUCUUACAGAUAAGCAACGUCAUACAUGAGACGAGAGCACUGGAUGUGAACACAAAUGUGAUAUUCCCGCUUGGGGAGACUGCAGCUGCAAUAAGAGGGGAGAACGAGCUGUGGCUCGCGAUGGUCCUCCGGAACAAAGUCUUGCUGGACUUGAAGCCUGCCCAGCUUGUUGGGGUAAUCGCAAGCCUGGUCUCCGAGGGAAUCAAAGUCCGGGCAUGGAAGAACAACUUAUAUAUUUAUGAGCCCUCCACGACAGUAGUAAACAUGGUCGAUUUCUUGGAGGAACAGAGGAGUUCCUUCAUGGAGCUCCAGGAGAAGCACGGGGUGACGAUCCCGUGCUGCCUGGACAGCCAGUUCUCGGGGAUGGUCGAAGCUUGGGCCUCAGGGCUGACAUGGAGAGAGAUGAUGAUGGACUGCGCGAUGGACGAGGGGGAUCUCGCCCGGCUCUUGAGGCGGACAAUCGAUUUGCUCGUUCAAAUCCCGAAACUGCCCGACAUCGACCCACAGCUGCAGAAAAAGGCGUCAGCUGCGUCCGAUGUGAUGGAUCGGCCCCCAAUAAGUGAAUUGGCCGGUUAAAAUUUAAAAAGCAAAGCGAUCCGCUGUUCAAAGGAAAAUUCUUCUUGAGAGUGGUGAAGAGAUCCAUCUUGUGCCCAGUCGAUGAAGACAAUUGAUUGUUAUAUACAGUCCGCAUCGAUGGUGGUAGGAUCACACCGCAAUAUCCGAUUCAUCCCGGGUGAAGAAUCAUCUUCUCAUGCCCGGAAUAGGUAAAUGAUUCUCACUAACUCGAUUUGCUCUCACGUGUUACCUUAUCAUGUAAAAUCUCAUUUGAGAUGACUAUGGAUGCGCAUAGAUUUUACCGGAUGGGUCCAUUAAAGUAUUUCUUUUCA
This is a messenger RNA of Punica granatum (pomegranate), 4057 nucleotides long. The record is from RefSeq and is a predicted model, not a curated record. Lineage: Eukaryota; Viridiplantae; Streptophyta; Magnoliopsida; Myrtales; Lythraceae.